Molecule: messenger RNA, 1819 nt
Organism: Bufo bufo (common toad)
Lineage: Eukaryota; Metazoa; Chordata; Amphibia; Anura; Bufonidae
Product: tetratricopeptide repeat protein 24-like
Molecular function (GO): protein binding
Source: RefSeq, a predicted model, not a curated record
CUGAAGAUCCUGACAAUACAGGGCUCUGGGUAUAGCUGAGAUAUCUCAACUCUUUAUGUGAGGCAGAUUUUAGGGUAUUAAUAACACAUCAUGGCCAACUCAGUCCAAUCAAUAAGUCAAUCCAAACAGCAGAAUACUGUUCAGUCGAAAAUAUUGUCAUUGUGCAAAGAUGGAGGUGAGUUAUUGAAUCGGGAUGACAUAACUGGAGCCCUGACAGCAUUUAAGAAAGCCUUCAUUCUUUCCUGCAAGCUACCAGAAGAAAAAAUUCAGAAAGCAUGUUUAUUCAACCUUGGUGCCACUUACAUUUGUGUUGGUAAACCCAAGAAAGCUCUGAAGUGUCUCAUAAAAUCCAGAAUUAGUGGGAUGGAAGAGAGAGAUGGUGAUCUGUUUUUCAACAUAGGCGCUGCUUAUGAUGAAAUGAAAGAGUACGGCAAAGCUGUAAAGUUUUAUGAAAGGGCCAUCAAUGAGUAUGGUUAUGAUGAGCUCAAGAACAUUGCAGAUGCCCUCAUCAAGCUGGGCUACUGUUUUGUCAUGACUGGCAACCUUUCUUCUGCUUCACAUUCGUUCAGACUCGCAGGUCAAUCAUAUCUAAGAAAUCUGAAAUUGGAAGAUGCUGCUAUGGCCAUGAGAGAGGCGGCCAAAUACAUGAUAAAGAGUCAAGCGUUCUCCCAGACUGAAGUGCUCCAGACAUUGGAUUCUUGUGUCGGGUCACUAAAAGGUGUAUCUGACCAACAACUGCUUGGUAAGUGUAAUCUCUAUAUACAUGUUGGUGUGCAUUAUGCUGAACUAAAAUAUUUUAGCCAGGAAAAGUGUUUUACAGCAAGUUUGAACCUAUGCAAUGGAAAGCAAUUCUAUAGAAAGAUGGCCGUAUUACUCCAAAACCUAGGAGCUGUUGACAAUGCUCUUUACCAAUAUGAAAAAUCACUCAGGAGCCACGCAGAAGCAGUAGAUAUGUACGGAUCAUUGGGUGACAGGAGUGCUCAAGGACAAUGUCUCAGUAACUUGGCAUUUGCCUAUAGCCAGCUGAAAAACUAUGAUUUGGCAGAGUUUUACUAUCAGCAAGCAUAUCAAGCAUUUGUGGAUGCAGGUGACCUUCUACGACAGAGUAUUGUCAGUGAAGGGUUGGGUGCUACCUAUUUUUGCCUUGGAAAUCUGGAUCAAGCGAUUCACCACUACAAGCAAGCACUGACUCUGUCUGGAAAAUCAAAGGAAACAUCCGAUGUCAUGAGGGAGAGACUUUUAGAAAAACUUACAGACACCAUCGAAUAUAAAAUAUCUCAUCAACAAUCUGCAGUUUUGACUGACAGUGUUUCCAGGACAAGACCAGAUUUUAAAGAGUGACAUCACAAGUUCUGACAGCUCAAAUAAUGAGAAAGAGCUAAGACGCAAGCAGAAAAUUCACUCACCGGCUUCAAAAGUUCAACAUUUUCAAAGUAAUGAGCAAGACAUUUCAGAAAGUGAAUCCAUAUCCCAGUCUAACACGCUAAAGAAAAAUUCACUGUCUGAAUUCGAAGACAUUCCAGAAGAAAAUGAGGGGCACUCAAACUACAAUACAGAUCCCAUAACCCCAUAUAAAGAAAGGGAAGAAGAAAAAGAUACUUCAGAAUACUUCUUUAACUAUCAGAGAAUCUCACCGUAUCAAAGAGUUGGACUGAUCAAACAGAAAACCAGGUACAUUUCACAAAAAUCUGGAGUUGAAAGCUAUGAUCAUAGCUCUAAAACCAUAAGAGAUUAUUAAUUCAGAAAUAUAUAUAACCCUCAUAUUGUGUUUGGCAUCUACUGGGUUAACAGUGGAUUGUUUUACAUAUUGAUCAGACAU